AUGUCAACGAGAACUACAACAAUAUCGGGGUUGGGGCCGACGAUGACCUACUACCCCGUGACGACACCCGAGCCGUGGCCCCCAAUCUUCAUGUACGGUGCGCGCCCGCUGAGCCUCGACGGGGGCCAGAUCGAAAAAGAACUCCCCCCAACCGAGCUGGACCAAAACAGCCAUCGGCUGCGGGUCGACUGCCCAAAUGGCAACACCAGCCACACCACCCGCACGCCAGAGGAGGAAGACGCCGACAAGCAGUGCGUCCAGGCAGACCUGUUCCCCGCCGAGUGGUACCGGAACCCAGGGACCGACAGCAGCGUGACGAUCUUCGGCGGGACCUACACCCCGUCCGCGGCGCCGGAGAAGACGUGGCGCUGCGAGAUGACCGUGGGGGAAUUACAUGAUACCCUGGUGGGCGGCGACUGCUCGCUGUGGGAGACGCCCUCGGGCGCCGCCGACGCGUCCACCAUCGCCACGACGGGCCUCGGCCGGUGCGCCGUGUCGCGGCAGUACGUGCCGGUGCGUCUCACGGCCGGCGAGUUAGCGGGGAGCUGGGGGACUGGCGCAAGUUAUUGGUUCGACCCGACUAAUGCCAACAACGAGGCGGUCACGGCACUGAGCUCGGAGAGGUGCCCGGACCCGACGAGCCUCCUUGGCUUCGUGGCCGCGACGGCGACGGCGACAUCGGGGACGGCUGGGUCUGCGACGCGGUCAACCUCGGCUGCCAGCGCAGGAACGGCCUUCAGGGGCGACAGGACUGGUCCGGCGGCUUUGGUCUGUGUGGCCCUGGCAUGUGCGAGGGUGGCGGGGCUUUUGUCGUUGCCUCUAUAG
Molecule: messenger RNA, 825 nt
Organism: Diaporthe citri
Lineage: Eukaryota; Fungi; Ascomycota; Sordariomycetes; Diaporthales; Diaporthaceae
Exons: 1
Coding region: 1-825 (274 amino acids)
Source: RefSeq, a predicted model, not a curated record